AUGAAGGCGCUGAAUGGGUUAUUGGGUUUAAGGCGCAGAAAAAUUCAUGGGGUUUUCAAUGGUUUGUGUGCUAUGGUUGUUUUCUUCUUUUUUUACAAUAGGGAAGAUAUAAUUCGUAAUCCGCUUCUUAGAGAAUCCGCAUAUUUGGUUAAUCAUCAUGGUUUGCCUCAAAAUUCAAUUUUGAAGGAUGGGGUUUCUGUGAUUUAUCGUAGAAUGGGUGAGAUUAGUGCUAACGCUUCGAGUGUAGCUGCUGACAAUGAUAUGGGUGUGAUUAAACCUGGACUGUGUGUUGGAUUGCUCCACCAUGAUGGUUAUGAUAGCCCUUGUGAAUUCUUAAAGGUUAAUUCUCAGUGCACUUCUGAAGGGUACAUUGAUUACUUGAGGUUUUUCUAUUGUAAAUGUCAAAGUUUCAGGGUUCUUGGUUAUCUAGUAUUGGGUGUUUGGCUUGCCGCUUUGUUUUAUCUCUUGGGGAAUACUGCAGCCGAUUAUUUUUGUCCUUCUCUUGAACAUCUCUCGAAGCUCUUGAAAUUGCCUCCAACUGUGGCUGGUGUUGUUUUGCUUCCACUUGGGAAUGGUGCACCUGAUGUGUUUGCCAGUAUAGCUUCGUUUGUUGGGACUGAUACGGGUGAAGUUGGUCUUAACAGUGUAUUAGGCGGUGCUCUGUUUGUUACCACUGUUGUUGUUGGAACUGUUUCUCUUUGUGUUGCGGACAGGAAGGUUCAAAUUGAUCAAAGAUGCUUUGUAAGGGACCUGAGUUUCUUUCUGUUCACCCUUUUUAUGCUGCUUUUGAUUUUGUUUGUUGGUAAGAUAGGUAUUGGGGCAGCCAUUGCCUUUGUAUCGAUUUAUGUUGUUUAUGCAUUCAUUGUUGCUGCCAACGAGCUAUUGCGGAAACAUGCACAGAUGUUGAAAUUGGAUGCUGUGACACCUUUGCUUCCUGUCCAAGGAAGUGUAUUCGCUGUUGGUACUGAAGAGGAUACGACAAUAUAUAGCUCUUUGCUUGACUUAGACACUGAGAGUGAUCCUCCCCGUCUCCCACCUUCCCUGCCUCAGUGGAUGUGGUCUUCAAAUGUGGCAAUAUACUCAAACCAAGCAAAUAAAAUCAAUUAUUCAGAUGAUGAGAGGCCUCCUUGGGGUUGGAGUGAUGGAUCCACGGAAAACACCAGUUCUUCCUUCUCUGUUUCAAAGCUUUUUUUAUUCAUGGAGAUGCCACUAGCAGUUCCUAGACGGCUAACAAUUCCAAUGGUUCAUGUGGAAGUAUGGUCAAAGUUCUUUGCCGUGGCCAGUGCAUCAUUGGCUCCCAUUCUCCUGGCCUUUUUGUGGAGCACCCAAGAUAAUGUGAGUAAUACGAGUAUUAUACUUGCUUAUUGUUUUGGGGUUUCUGUUGGAAGCACACUUGGUAUUCUUGCGUAUAAAUACACAGUGUCUGAUUGUCCACCGUCUCAGUAUUUGAUACCCUGGGUUCUCGGAGGAUUUGUUAUGAGCAUAGUUUGGUUCUACAUAAUAGCAAAUGAGCUUGUGGCUCUAUUAGUAGCUUUUGGUGUAAUUUUUGGAAUUAAUCCAUCGAUUCUUGGAUUAACCGUAUUAGCAUGGGGAAAUUCAAUGGGAGAUUUAAUGUCAAACGUUGCAUUGGCAUUGGACGGAGAUGAUGGAGUUCAGAUAGCUUUAUCUGGAUCCUAUGCAGGCCCUAUGUUCAACACACUUGUUGGUUUGGGAAUCUCAUUGCUGCUUGGCGCAUGGUCAAAGAAACCUUGUUCAUACACGGUGCCUGAAGACAGUAGCUUAUUCUACACAAUGGGAUUUCUUAUCACAGGACUCCUAUGGGCACUUGUUGUUUUACCGCGCAACAACAUGCAUCCUAGCAGAAUGUUUGGGAUGGGUCUCAUCAUCCUUUAUAUGCUUUUUCUUUCUUUCAGAGUAUGUACUUCUUUGGGGCUAAUAACAAUUGCCGGUUUAAGUUAG
Molecule: messenger RNA, 1959 nt
Organism: Lathyrus sativus (Indian pea)
Lineage: Eukaryota; Viridiplantae; Streptophyta; Magnoliopsida; Fabales; Fabaceae
Source: the annotation of a GenBank genome assembly